Molecule: messenger RNA, 2898 nt
Organism: Carassius gibelio (silver crucian carp)
Lineage: Eukaryota; Metazoa; Chordata; Actinopteri; Cypriniformes; Cyprinidae
Product: rho guanine nucleotide exchange factor 33-like
Exons: 15
Coding region: 311-2425 (704 amino acids)
Molecular function (GO): guanyl-nucleotide exchange factor activity
Source: RefSeq, a predicted model, not a curated record
UUUCUCUCUCUCUCCCUUCAUCCAUCCACUUACUGUAAAACAAGGCCUCUUUUUGUUCUCAACUUCAUCAGACUCACAUGUUUCAAAGAGGAGGGGAAGAGAUAGGAGGGACAGAUGAGAGAGAGAAAGACAAAGUCACAAAAUCAGAAAGCUCUCCUGUCAUUUCUAACCAUAUCAAAACAUAGAAGUGUGACAUUUCAUUGGCUUGUAAAACUAUCAGUUUGAGCAAAGAAACUCUACUAGAAAGGAUCCACACCACAGAAGAACUCAAACGACAUUCCUGGAUUUGGACCUGGAAGACCAUCGGAUCAUGGAGAAUGGCAAAAUAGAGGGUAAUGACAUAGAUGCCAUAGACGUUCAGUUGCAGGCAAUGUGGGUGGAGCUAAAAUCAGGAGUUGGAAGUGUGGUUGAAGAUUGUGCCACCCUACGGCAAACCUACAGCCGCCUGGAGGAGAAAGUCUCCACCUAUCAACAAGAAACUAAUGACAAGAUCCUGUCUCUCAGAAACACACUUAACACAUUACAGGAAGACAUAAGCACUGCUCUAACUCAGCUCUCUGAGGUUAAGAGUAAACAAAAAGACCUGCAGGGGGACCUGGACCUCAUGCAGAGCACUCAACACAGGAAAGGCUCAAGGGGGGAGGGAUCAGUGGAUGGCCACGCCUCUCUAAAUAGCCAAACAGAACUCAGUCUCAUUCAGCAUUACAUAAGCAGCCUUUCAGCCAAUCAGAACUCUUAUCCUGAGCAUGACAGUCAAAAGAAGUCUGCAUUGUGGAGGGAGAAAAAAAACAGCCAAGAUCUGAAAGAACAAAACUACUCAACUAUAACUCAGAGGCAGACUGCAGCUCUGGAGCUGUUGGAGUCUGAGAGAGUGUAUGUGUCAUAUCUCUCACUCCUGUUAAAGGCCAACAUCAGUUUUAACUCCUCGGAAAAUGUCGGCCUCAAAGAUAAACGGCCUUUCCCUCCCUCUCUACGCUUCUUGAUUCAGCAGCAUCUGGAACUCCUUCACCUCCUGCAAGAGAGAGUUCUUAAGAGCCACUGGCAAGGAAUCAUGGGAGAUGUAUUUCUAAGACUCACUAGCAAAGAAAGUGAUUUUCUGGAUCAUUAUGUAUCAUAUUUACGGGACUUGCCAGAAUGUUUGACCGUGGUUAGUCUGUUCUCCUCUUCAAAAUCAGGCAGCUUUCUAGAGAGUGACAUCACAGGGGAUGAGACACAUCCGUCUCUACACUCUCUGCUUCUACAACCUGUCCAACGUAUCCCAGAAUACCAUACGCUCCUCCAGAGUCUUCUACAGCAGACAGAGUCAGAGCAUCCAGACUAUUACCUGUUACUGGUGUCUGUGCAACAACUCCGAUAUUUCAUGACCCAGUACAGCCAUCUGCUACAGCACAACCAGGAGCUCCUCACACACAGUCAUGCCCUGCGAGAACACACACACAACCUGUGCACACACCAGCAGGAGUGGCCCCAACACACCCGAAAAGAGCUUAGCAGGUCUACAGUGAGACAGCUGUAUAAAGUCGACUAUGAGAAAAAUAAAAAAAACAACACCAGUGCACAAAAUGAUCCUUCUCGACGUAACAAACACUACCCUGACUUCGAAGCAGCACCCUAUCACUACGACCCAGAAAUCCCGUCCCCUGACUCCUUCCUCUCCGACUCUGACUCUCGCCACAAAGCCAUCUCAGUUCCUCUGCGCAGAAUUCCAAAGACAGAGGGAGCGGGAUCUGGCCUCUCUGAUGCUCUGGGUGCGCUCUUUCCCUACAAAGCUGGAGGCUCUCGCUGCUCAAGCCCGUCUCAUUCCUCUGACUCCAGCAUUGAUAUCGCCUUUGUGCAUUGUAGUCCUUCUCAUAGUCCACCUAUACAGUCCCACAGUAGAGGGCGAAGUGCUGGGGGUGUGGCUUAUAGGUCCAAUAGGGCCUGUGUGUCACCUGACUCAGCAGACAUUGUGAGACCACACCCUCUACAGGCAGUGCAGAGAAAGAGCAAAUCACUGAACGGCCUGCAGAUGGACAGUAUUGAUACUCACGCCCACCAGACAAAAACUCCUGCCCACCCGAAGGUGGAGCGCCAGUCAAGUGGCAAAUCAAGAAAGAGACCCAGUAGUCCAAAACACAGAUAUGAGACACACACUGACACAGAGGAGCAGCCGCAACUAAUACAUCAAAAGGAUCCUAGAGACCUGGUGUGGGAGGAGCUCAAAUUGAAGGGUGUGUCUGAUGACUAUGACCACACCCCUUUGAGUGAACGCAGUAGGAAAGAAGGAAAAGGGUUUAGGAACUCCUUCAAAAAGCUUUUCAAGAAGAAGUCUAGUGGCGAUGGAAAGGAGAAGACAACAGUAAAAGCUGAGUGUCAAAGCAGUGGAGAGCUGGAGACCACCAAAGCCCCUCACAUAGGAGACAUUGACAGAGGAACUGCUGUUUAAACUGUUUUACUAAGUGGUUCUCAACUGGUUUUGCUUCCGGGUACAGAUAUGAACUUCAAGUGGUGAUCCAACAGAAUACCACAAAUGCUUAGACUUGUGUUUCGCUCUCUAAAUAUUUCUUGAAGGUUGAGGAUUUCAUGCUUUCGGACACAAAACAUUUGCAUGAUAAAUAAAUGAUUAAUAUCAUUUUGGCCAGAAAUGUGAAAACAUUUGGUUCUUGGAUUGUUUAUGAAAAUAUAUACUGACGCAUAUAAACAAACAGGCACACUUAUCCAUCUUUUGUUCAGUUUAUGCUGACAGGAUGCAAAACUAUGUCUGAUAAAACGUAGAAUGUUAAUCACUCAUAAAUAAAAAUACUGUAAUAAAUACAUUUUGUAUACUUUACAAAUAAAAAUGUAAAUACAUUUGAAUGUAAAUGUAAAUAGUUACAAUUAAAAUAAAACAAUAAUAAAGUGUGUGUGUAUAUAUGACAA